This is a messenger RNA of Homalodisca vitripennis (glassy-winged sharpshooter), 1170 nucleotides long. It is a transcript of the gene Rpn11, whose product is annotated as 26S proteasome non-ATPase regulatory subunit 14. The transcript is spliced from 6 exons. Gene Ontology annotation, biological process: proteasome-mediated ubiquitin-dependent protein catabolic process; protein deubiquitination. Gene Ontology annotation, cellular component: proteasome regulatory particle, lid subcomplex. Lineage: Eukaryota; Metazoa; Arthropoda; Insecta; Hemiptera; Cicadellidae. Bases 149 to 1084 code for a protein of 311 amino acids. Gene Ontology annotation, molecular function: protein binding; metallopeptidase activity; proteasome binding. The record is from RefSeq and is a predicted model, not a curated record.
GAGGCUCAGUUUGGAGUCCGCGUUCCCUUUCUCCAUUUCUCAUUAGUCAUUAGGAUUUAGGAUAUUUUGUUGUGCUUUUUAUUCAAUUGGAGAUAGAAUUAAGAUUCUGACAGAUUGUAUCUGCUGAUUAAUUUUCGUCGAUUCUAAUAUGGACAGAUUGCUCCGAUUGGGUGGAGGUAUGCCAGGGCUGAAUCAGGCGCCCCCCUCCAAUGACGCACCUGUUGUAGACACUGCAGAACAAGUGUACAUUUCAUCGUUAGCUCUCCUGAAGAUGCUGAAGCAUGGACGAGCAGGUGUUCCUAUGGAAGUUAUGGGAUUGAUGUUGGGCGAAUUUGUUGAUGACUAUACAGUUAGAGUCAUUGAUGUGUUUGCUAUGCCUCAAACUGGUACUGGAGUGAGUGUGGAAGCAGUAGACCCAGUAUUCCAGGCGAAGAUGUUGGACAUGCUGAAACAGACCGGGCGGCCAGAGAUGGUUGUGGGUUGGUAUCACUCUCAUCCUGGGUUCGGCUGCUGGCUCUCGGGGGUGGACAUCAACACUCAGCAGAGCUUCGAGGCACUGUCUGAGCGAGCUGUUGCUGUCGUCGUGGACCCCAUACAGAGCGUUAAAGGUAAGGUAGUGAUUGAUGCGUUCAGACUGAUCAAUCCAAACAUGAUGGUACUCGGCCAGGAGCCUAGACAGACUACCUCCAACCUUGGUCAUCUGCAGAAGCCCUCUGUACAGGCUUUAAUCCAUGGCCUGAACAGGCAUUACUACUCAAUAAGUAUAAACUACAGGAAGAAUGAGCUGGAACAGAAGAUGUUGCUGAAUCUGCACAAGAAGUCGUGGAUGGAUGGGUUGAUGUUACAUGACUACAAGGACCACUGUAAGAUCAACGAGUCCACAGUCCAUGACAUGCUUGACUUGGCUAAGAAUUACAAUAAGGCUCUUGAAGAAGAAGAGAAGAUGACUCCAGAGCAGCUGGCUAUCAAGAAUGUCGGUAAACAAGACCCCAAGCGCCAUCUGGAAGAGAAAGUUGAUACUCUGAUGGCCUCAAACAUUGUGCAGUGUCUCGGAGCUAUGCUGGAUACCGUUGUCUUCAAAUGAUCAUUUUUCUUGCUGUAAUCUCUUAUUUAUGUGGAUCCACUUAAUUAUAAAUAAUUUGUUAAAUAAAACCCAUUUUCUAUUUUGUU